GCGAGCUAGUAGCACGCACUUUGCAUGAGCUGAUGCGAAUCGUUGGGAUUCAUGUCGGUUCGAAGGGAUAGGUAGGGAUCAGUAUGGAUGUCGUACCCAUAGCAUUAAAUAAGGCUGUGAGGUGCUUUCAUUUUCCGGUGUAAUGAGUGUAAUUGUUCUUCGUCAGAAAAGUAGAUUUUACUGAAGACAGGCCAUAGUAACGAAUAUCUAAGAUGUGAAAUUAAUACCUCUGCCCUAUUUUCAUUAUCAACGUUCUUAGCGCCUUAAGGAUAGGUUUUAAUUAACAGAACAUGAAAACCAUAAAAGGAGAAGUAUUGAUAUUCAAAGCACUUACGAAUGAUACUGACGGUCAAGAGGAUCCCUUCAAAAUAAAGCUAGAAGAAGCUGGAAUACAUACCCAGAAUGUUACUGUGUUAGAUUUUGAAUACUGUAAUUUAAAUGUGCUGCAACAAAAUAUCGAAAAGCCUGACAUGUUUUCAGGACUUGUCUUCACAAGUCCAAGAGCAGUCAGAGCAGUUGCAUGCAUCAAGGAUGCAAGACGCUUGCUUGGAGGAUGGAAGAAGCACCCAGUUUUUGUUGUUGGAGAGGGUACUUCAAAAAUCUUACAGAAAGAACUGUGCUUGGAUGGGGAAGGAAGUAAUGCAGGGAAUUCAAGUGCAUUGGCUGAAAUAAUUCUUCAGAAUAAAUUUGAACAUCCACUGUUGUUUCCUUGUGGGAAUCUAACAGGGGAUGAACUGUCAACUAAACUAUCUACCAGAGGUAUUACUGUUGUUGCAGUUACAGUAUAUCAGACAAAGGUUCAUCAGCACCUAGAGCAAAGAUUGCAUGAAAUUAUAUUGCAAAAUUCUGGUUUUCCAGAGAUAGUAGCAUACUUCAGUCCAUCAGGAAUGAAGUUUACAAUUCCAGUACUUGAGAAAAUGGAAGUGCCUCUACAGCAGUUGAAGUUUGUUGCCAUUGGGCCCACAACAGAAGCAGCUCUUUUAGAACAUAAAUUAAAAGUAUGGUCAGUAGCUUCAAAACCAACACCAGAACAUCUCCUAGAAGCUAUUCUGAAAUGAUGAUUGUAGUCUUUAAUAAUUGUUCUUAUCAGAGUUCUAAACAUAUCACAGGACAAAGGGCAUCAGGACAUUGUAAGUAAAAAUAUGAAAAGCAUCAGAACAGUCUCAGAAAGUUGAUUAGUAUCCUAGUAUAUUUACUGAUUAUAGCAGUGUCAUAAGGCAAGAAGUUGCGAUCCGGAUGAACGAUUCAGACUACAAGUUAUGUCGGAUCCAUGUGACUAGUCCAAUGAUGAUUGAUAUUCAUGAUUCCCCAUUAUUUUAUGUUACAAAUAAGUUAAUAUCAUUUGUUAUUUUACAAACUAUAGUUUUAAAUGGAGUACCUGUUAUUUUUGUGUCUGUACAUAUGAAAUGUCUUCACUCGGGACUGUUUCAUUUUUAUAUUCUAUCUUGUUACAGUUAAUAAAUGUUACAAUUUGAAUGACUGACAUUCCUUUAUGGAAAUCCUGCACUUUGUGGAUCUCUGCUCUUCAUUAAUUUCCUCCAUUUCUUAGUGGUAAUUACUUCAUUAUUAAUGGUUAUUCCAUGUGAAGAAUAACAGUAAAGGAAAUUGCUUACAUCACAUUUUAUUUCUGUAGACUUUGAAGAAUAUAAUUUUUGUACAAUAAAACUUGCC
Molecule: messenger RNA, 1671 nt
Organism: Cryptotermes secundus
Lineage: Eukaryota; Metazoa; Arthropoda; Insecta; Blattodea; Kalotermitidae
Product: uroporphyrinogen-III synthase
Exons: 4
Coding region: 291-1058 (255 amino acids)
Biological process (GO): uroporphyrinogen III biosynthetic process
Molecular function (GO): uroporphyrinogen-III synthase activity
Source: RefSeq, a predicted model, not a curated record